This is a messenger RNA of Naegleria lovaniensis, 768 nucleotides long. RefSeq lists its product as uncharacterized. The transcript has 2 exons. The record is from RefSeq and is a predicted model, not a curated record. The coding region runs from base 1 to 768 and encodes 255 amino acids. Lineage: Eukaryota; Heterolobosea; Eutetramitea; Acrasida; Naegleriidae.
AUGACGAGUAAACAUAAAUUAUGUGAUCGAUUGAAAAAAGUUGGCUAUUCUGUAAAUUUCAUGACACCACAUAAUAAUUCAUUAUUUGCAGGAGAGUUGUUACAUAAUACGGCGGAUGCAGAGGAAUUGUUUUCUACAUCUUUAAUUCAACAUUUUCUAGUGAAUUAUUAUGGGCAUUUAAACAAAUUUUUAGAGCAUCCCGAGAAAUUCUUUAAUGAUAAGGGAAUUAAGAACAAUGUUGUAUUUUGUGAUGCCACUCCAUUAUAUCCUCUAAUUUAUGAUCCGAAUAUUGAGAGUGAAGUUCAAAAUUCCAAUAACAAAGUUGGAGAUCUUUUCAAACAAACACUUCAAAUAAUGAAAGAAAAAAAUGUUCUUGUCAUGCAACUUUCAGCCGACAGACACGAAAGCGCCUAUCGACUUGGAAAUCACAAAUACUUUUAUACCGAGGAUUGGUCAGAUAACCAAGAAAAACAAAUUGAAUACGAUCCAACGACCAUUCACAUCAAAAACAAACCUGUAGAACCGCUUUCAACUUCACAAUAUGAUGGAAAAUUUCAUUACUUUAAUGGUAAAUAUUUAAAGGACGAAUUUGAAAUUGUGGACUUUGUCUAUCACAAAUUCAAUCAAUUGGCCUCUACUGUCUAUGGAAACAAUGGCAUUGAGGUUAGACCGUUGGAAACUACUGACACACAACAAGCUUGCUGCCUUCUUCUCGAAAAUCAUUUAAAAAUCAAAUUCACACUGCCCUUCUCAAAAAUGUCUCUGUAA